CCAACAAGAGUCACCAAUACCUUUAUUUCCUUGUCAUUGCGCUGUCCACUUCGACACAUACCCUGCCGACCGUUAUCCACUUCGCCGAUCGCUAGCGGGAGGCCCAUCACCCACGAACCCACUACUCAACCUAUCCCCGGAUUUCCCCGCACCAUCCAUUUGGCUAUCGAUAUAAAGUAUCAGUACCAAAAAAACUACCUCAGGAAAAACAAAACCACGCGAAAGCAGGCUCUUUCGCCAACAACCAUGGCGCGUCCUCUGUCCACCGCCCGCGUCUCCAAAUCUCCACGCCACACCACCAUACCAACCACCAAAACCACGAGAACAGCAUCACUCAAUAAUCCUCUUCUCUUGACCUCGUUCCUCAUCCUAUCCCUUACACAAUCAACACUCGCCGCCCCGACUCCUUCAGAAACCGGCAUCAAAACUGCGCCUUCGCCUCCAUCGCCACCGACCCCGCCGCCGCCACCUCCUUCGCCUCCUCCCCCAGCACAAGGACCCAAGCCCCUCGCCUCGGGCGUCAUCUUCGCCAUUUUCCUCGCCGGAGUCGUCGUUAUCGGCAGCAUCAUCGGUUACUUUGUGGUUGUCAAAAUGAACAAGUCGAAGAAGCUUUACGAGGAGGCUGAGGCGGCGAAACAGGCAGAGGCUGCCAAGUUGAAUAUGAACAAGGGUUCGAUCGAUUACGGGAACGAUGCCAUGGAGAUGAGGCCCCCUGUUCCACCAAAAGAAAUGGGAAGGCCGAUGGUCCGGGGCAGCGAGGGGGUUUACAGGAAAGGCGAUUGGGAUUGA
This is a messenger RNA of Periconia digitata, 789 nucleotides long. Lineage: Eukaryota; Fungi; Ascomycota; Dothideomycetes; Pleosporales; Periconiaceae. The record is from the annotation of a GenBank genome assembly.